AUGCCGUGCUUCGGCCCGAAGAGGGGGCGAGGGUGCCGGGAAGAGCGGAGGGGUGGCUCCAACUUUGACUUCCCGGCCUCUCGAAAGGAAGAGACCCGGCGCGCUCCCGCGCGCGCCCGCCCGCCCAGCCACCGCCACCACGCGCCCGAGCUGCCCCUGAGGCUCCGGCUUAGCACCUUCUUACUAAACAGAUCGGAGGUUGGACUGGGAGGGCGGGGGCCGGAGGCGGGUCAUGGGCUGGGGGGAAGGGUAGACGAGCGGCGGAAACCCUUAGACUCAGAGAAGCAUCGAGAACCGGAAGGAGACCAUGGGAGGAAGGGGCCCGCCUCCAAAUCCACAAAUUCUCGCGAGAUGCAAUGGGGCACCGGAUCGACCUGGGGCGGGCCGUCGCCGGGAAGCACCGCCCCUGAAUGCUUACGUUGGUGGGAGGGAGAGGAAAUGGAGUUCCCGGGACUGAGCCAGAAAGUUGCAAAACUCAUUCAAGAAAUAAGAGUUUGGGGUCCGAAAAACUCAGUACUUACUGAAAUGUCCAGGGGGAGAAAUACAGUGUUUUAUUAUGCCGGUGAAAACGAUGGAGAGCCAAGUACAAGGAUGGUAGGAAACAUUCCUACCUACUUAGAGGGAACUCACAAUAUCCAGGAGGUCCAAGAAGAAAAGCCCUAGAGAAGCUAAUUUGUACUACCCUAAUCUAAACAAGCUUUGGUAUGAAAGUAUAAUGGACCACAUCAAUGCUCUGAAUUAACAGAGCACAGAAAAGAGACAAAUUUGAGGUCAGCUUUCUUGACUGUUUUUGAGCCACAAACCACAUUAGCAGUCUGGUGAAGCCAUGGACUCUUCUCAGAAUUAUGCUUUUAAAUGUAUAAAAUGAGGCUUCCCUAGUGGUGCAGUGGUUGAGAGUCUGCCUGCCAAUGCCGGGGACACGGGUUCGAGCCCUGGUCUGGGAAGAUCCCACAUGCCGCGGAGCAACUAGGCCCAUGAGCCACAACUACUGAGCCUGCGCGUCUGGAGCCUGUGCUCCACAACAAGAGAGGCCGCGACAGUGAGAGGCCCGCGCACCGCGAUGAAGAGUGGCCCCUGCUCGCCAAAACUGGAGAAAGCCCUCGCACAGAAACGAAGACCCAACACAGCCAAAAAUAAAUAAAUAAAUAAAUUUAAAUGUAUAAAAUAAAAUUCAUAGCAUUACAAAAGAAAAAAAUUUGAAACAAGCUCAAAAUAUUCAAGGAAAACAAACUUUUGAUAUAGGAAUAUAUGGGCUUUAUUAACACUGUAAGAUCUAGUGUUGGGUCUAAUAAAGACCAAAUUUUUGAAAUAAUGAUGAACAUAAAAUUUCCAGAGUUUGCAACAGCUGUAAUGUGAUAUAAAGGAUCUGUGAUUCCUAUUGGAGAUACAGACAUAGGUGCAGCUGUUUGCUGCUUUCAGUCAUAAUUGAAGGAAAUGCUAAUUUUCAGUUAGAGAUUAGUAAAAAUAAAGAUGUAAUUCUUUUUUUCCCAAUUUCACACACCCCCUGAAUUCUAUUCAUGGACUUAAUGUUAAAAAACCUUAGGUGGAAUCAAGUAGGCAUAUUACUGUUGGUAAGCUUUGAAAGGAUUGUGACAUUUUAACAUGGAAAUAUAAUUGAUAUUCAUAAUAAUAGUGAUUUAUUAAGAAAAAGUUUACCACUAGUAUACUCUUGUUAAGAAGGAAUGGAAGUGUGUAAUAGUGUAGGAAAUAAAUUCAUCCCAUUUGUUGAUUUCUUUUUUUUUUGGAUACCUAUAAAAGUACCCUAUAGAAAAUUUACCUAUCCAGAAUGAUUCAUUUCCCAAGCAUUCUGGAUAACUUAGGUUUUACUGUAUCACUCUUACUUAUUUGUAAAUGCCUUUACAAAUAAGACGUGGUGGAAGAAUUACAAAAUGAAAAUAAUAACCAAAGAUGAAAGAAAUUAAAAUACUGUGUAUUUAAAAUUCUUAAUAACAAGGGUUAAUAAUUAUUAUUUGAUGUACUGUGUGCUGGGCCCUUUAAUCCCCAUUACACAGAUGAAACAUUCAAGGUCAUACAAUUACUAAGUAAUACAGCCAGGAUUUAAACCUAGGCAGUCUGACCUCAAAGCUCUCACUCUUUUUUUUAAAUUGAAAUAUAGUUGAAAAGCUCUCACUCUUAACUACUAAGGUGUUUAUUUUUUUUACUCUUCGACUGUUAGCCAACUUUAAUUUGCCCACUAGUGUAACAAAUACAUAUUCACUGCCUCAAAAUAUUUUCACCCAGUGUCUAACAGGAAUUAAAAAAAAAUUUUUUUUUGAAGUAUAGUUGAUUUACAAUGUUGUGUUAUAAAAGGAAUUUUCUAAAUUCUUCCUUUGCUGUGGUAUUGCUUAUAACCAACACUACCUUUAAAAUAAGUGGGCUAUCAGUUGGGGCUAGAAAAUAGUUUGUUUUACAGAAAUUUUUGUUGUAAUGGAAUUUUGCUUAGAAGAUGAAGAAAUCCACUCAUGCCUUUUCCUGCCCU
Balaenoptera ricei (Rice's whale) is the source of this 2479-nucleotide messenger RNA. RefSeq lists its product as uncharacterized. The record is from RefSeq and is a predicted model, not a curated record. The transcript is spliced from 6 exons. Bases 1 to 663 code for a protein of 220 amino acids. Lineage: Eukaryota; Metazoa; Chordata; Mammalia; Artiodactyla; Balaenopteridae.